Messenger RNA from Aspergillus tanneri, 1590 nucleotides. RefSeq names its product putative sterol o-acyltransferase (APE2). Gene Ontology annotation, biological process: ergosterol metabolic process. The transcript has 6 exons. Lineage: Eukaryota; Fungi; Ascomycota; Eurotiomycetes; Eurotiales; Aspergillaceae. Gene Ontology annotation, cellular component: endoplasmic reticulum membrane. Bases 1 to 1590 code for a protein of 529 amino acids. The record is from RefSeq and is a predicted model, not a curated record. Gene Ontology annotation, molecular function: ergosterol O-acyltransferase activity.
AUGUCUUCGGCCGUCUCCCAACAUAAUGGCUCUCCGGGGUUACGACCACGUACCCUCCUUGCGGCGUCAAAGAACCUUGAAGAUCCAGCUAUCCAGAAUGGUCUGGACAAGGUGACCCUUGAUUCCAGUGGUCGAUCGACUCCUGUCGCCGAAGAUGCACCUCCUUCGGCACAUUUCCUAUCAACAGCCAGAAAACAAGCUCGGGCGCGGAAUCGCCUUUUCUACACCAUUGAAUAUGUGCCUCGGGUCUCCCAUUUCGAUCCGCAAAGUGACUAUCACAACUUCCGCGGCUUCUUCACUCUCUUUUGGAUCGCAUUGUUCAUUAUGGUGGUCACUACGGUGCUCCGAAACAUCAAGGACACGGGUUAUCCGCUGCGAGUGACGGUUUGGAGUCUGCUCUCGGCCAAUGUUGUGUCAAUGGGCUUCAGCGAUCUUGCCAUGGUGGUCACAAGUACUUUCGUUCUACCCCUCCAUUGUCUCUUUCGGAGCAGCAAUGGUUGGUUGCGAUGGGGAAAAGGUGGUGUGGUCGUGCAGAGUAUCUUUGAGGCAGUGUGGGCUAUUCUCUGGAUAAACUGGCCGUUCAUGCUGCAAUGGACCUGGACAGCACAGGUCUUCUUUACCCUCCACACGUUGACCUUCCUCAUGAAGAUCCACUCCUACGCGUUCUACAAUGGACACCUCAGUGAGACCGAGCGCCGGCUCUCCUCCCUCGACAAACCAGGGUUGGUGUCGAUGGAUGCCGCCGUACGAUAUCCCGACCCGACAUCACGAAACCGACGGCCAAGCAAUCAUCCGCGUUCCCCAUCCAUUGUGGACCUGCGCGAGGACCUCGCUACGGAGCUAACCUCCCCGUUGGGCCGUGUCACUUACCCGCAGAACCUCACUCUUUGUAAUUACGUGGACUACAUGUUCUGUCCAACGCUUUGCUACGAGUUGGAGUAUCCCCGAAGCCAGAACCGGCGAUGGACAGAGAUCGGAUUCAAGACGCUCGCAGUGUUUGGGUGCAUAUUCUUACUGACUCUCAUAAGUGAAGAGUUCAUCCUUCCGGUUCUCAGCGAGGCCAAUGCCCAGCUGCACGCGGUGAACAACGUAGCCGACAAAGCCUUGAUCCUAGCGGAGUCCAUCAGCAUGCUUCUGUUUCCGUUCACAAUCACCUUUUUGCUAGUAUUUCUGGUGAUCUUCGAGUAUGUUCUGGGCGCAUUUGCCGAGAUUACCUGCUUCGCCGACCGUCACUUCUAUUCCGACUGGUGGAAUUCCUCCGACUGGCUCGAAUUCUCGCGCGAGUGGAAUAUCCCCGUCCACCACUUCCUCCGUCGACAUGUCUACUUCUCUUCCCUAUCUCGUUUCUCCAAGCCCAUGGCCACGUUCAUUACCUUCCUGGUGAGCUCCAUUGCGCACGAACUCGUGAUGAGCUGCAUCACAAAGAAACUGCGUGGCUACGGCUUCAUUGCCAUGAUGCUUCAACUUCCUAUUGUGGCUGUCCAGAAGUCCAAAUAUUUGCGCGGCAAGACGACCCUCAACAAUGUCUUUUUCUGGUUGUCCAUGAUUUUUGGACUUUCCUGUAUGUGCGCACUAUACGUUCUCGUCUAA